ACAUUUUUGCCGAGAUAACGAUUGACUAACGAAAUGUGGCCUUACGAACAGCUUUCUUAAUGCAGGAAACAACUACAAUGGACGACGUUGACAUUCUCUUGGAGGAUAUUGUGAAGGAAUGUGGUGGGUUCGGAAAGUUUCAACUCCUUAUUACUGUCAUCAUAUUUGUGUCGAAGAUCUCCGUGACCUGGAGUAUGUUGAUGAUGGCGUUUGGUGGUGCUACACCUGAUUGGUGGUGUAACUGGCAAAAUAGUUCUAAUCACGAAGGACACUCAAAAUACAGCACAGAACCCCCCGUUAUGUCAUUCAAGAAGUGUCAUCCUCCUGCAAAUAUUUCCACCUCCAAUAAUUGCCUUGGAAAGAUCUUUUCCUCCGAUAUGAACACUGUUGUUAGUGAGUGGACUCUUGUUUGCGAUGACUCAUGGAUUACGUCAACAAUCACCACUAUACAAAUGGCGGGCCUACUGAUUAGUGGUCUUCUGGCGGGACAAAUGGCAGACACUGUAGGUCGCAAACCCACAUUUUAUCUUUCAAUCUUGCUUAUGGGAUUAUUUAACGUAUGUGCUGCUUUUUCAGUCUCUUGGGAAAUGUUCGCCGGUUUCCGAUUUCUAAUUGGUGUAAGUUGUGGAAUGUAUUUGACAACCGUGCACAUAUCCCUUAUUGAAUUCAUCCCAGCGAAGACCCGAGCAAUGGUUUGUGCUUUACCUAGCUGGCCAGUUUAUGCGGCGUUCUACGGUCUUUUAUCAUACCUUCUCCAUGACUGGAAAUACAUACAUUUCGCUACAGCAGUAUCCACGGUUCCUCUUCUUCCGACAUUUUGGUUAGUUCCUGAAAGUUUUAGAUGGCUAUCAUCGAACUGUAAAAAAAAGGAAGCUGAAAAAGUUGUCGAAAAAAUAGCAAAACUGAAUGGCCGAGAAAAACCAAAUCUCGAAAAGCUGUCGAGCGUCCUAACCAAGGAAGCGAAUCAUAAACAGAAACAUCACUCGGUGUUCGAUCUGUUUGCUAACCCUUCUUUAGUCAAAUGUACACUCCUCAUGAGCUUCUGUUGGUUGUCCUGCGGCUACUCCUAUUACGCAAUAGCCUUUGGUGUUGAUCAGCUUUCAGGAAGUCUGUACUUAAACAUGUUUUUGCUUAGCAUUAUUGAGAUACCCUCAUCACUAAUAACUUGGUUCCUGGCUAAUCGUAUAGGGAGACGUUGGACGUGUUUUUCUCUCUUUGGCAUUGCGGCCUUUGGUGGACUAUCCGUGGGUGUAGUGAGCCUUAUUGAUCCACCACAAGCAUCAGAUCUUAUUAACGGAUUUGCUCUGACGUCCAAGCUUGGAGUAGCGGGAGGAUGGGUUGCUUUGAUGACGUUCACCACAGAGUCCUACCCGACAGUUAUCAGAAACACAGGAUUUGGAUUGCUUAGUUCGGUGUCACGUGUAGGUGCGAUGGUAGCGCCUCAAGUCGUGCGUUGGAACAAAGAUAUCCCCGGGCUCUUGUAUUUUCUUUGCGGAUCCUUGAUGUUACUGUGCGCCAUCUGUUGUCUGAUUCUACCGGAAACUAAGGACAAAGUGUUGAGAAAUAGGAUUGUAAAAGACAUUGUGCCCAAAUCAUACACUACACCUGACGAUGAUAUCACUCGCACUGGCUAUUCAAGGAUACAGGCUGAAUGAGGGUUUUGAGACUGUCAUCACAAUUACCUUGGACAUUUUGCAGUGUUAAAAAGCAUUGCGGAUGUAAAUUAAUAAAUCGUUAUGUAAAAGGUU
Molecule: messenger RNA, 1748 nt
Organism: Ostrea edulis (European flat oyster)
Lineage: Eukaryota; Metazoa; Mollusca; Bivalvia; Ostreida; Ostreidae
Product: organic cation transporter protein-like
Exons: 9
Coding region: 60-1655 (531 amino acids)
Biological process (GO): transmembrane transport
Cellular component (GO): membrane
Molecular function (GO): transmembrane transporter activity
Source: RefSeq, a predicted model, not a curated record